This is a messenger RNA of Baudoinia panamericana UAMH 10762, 2430 nucleotides long. RefSeq lists its product as uncharacterized. Gene Ontology annotation, cellular component: intracellular anatomical structure; catalytic step 2 spliceosome. Gene Ontology annotation, molecular function: RNA binding; ATP binding. The coding region runs from base 205 to 2238 and encodes 677 amino acids. Lineage: Eukaryota; Fungi; Ascomycota; Dothideomycetes; Mycosphaerellales; Teratosphaeriaceae. The transcript is spliced from 3 exons. The record is from RefSeq and is a predicted model, not a curated record.
CUGGGAGAGAACAUUGUUCCUUUACCGUCCACCACGGCUCAGUGAAGUGCUAUCAGCUUGGAAAGACAGCGGACAACCCACAUACGAUUUCUCUUAUGGUCGACGAGCCAGUGAAGAGAACCUCCAAUGAUCCCACUGUCGACGACUUCCCGAGAGGCGUAGAUCUCUGCGAAGGGCCGUCUUACACGGGUCGUGGUUGCAGGCAUGACAGACACCGAGUCCUUCAUACCAGCUCUGCACAAGCCUGCAAGUCUCUUACCCAUCGCUCGGCACAGAGAUGCCUUGCUGUACACUAUUGAUACGUAUCCUGUUACUGUCCUGGUGGGUCAGACUGGCAGCGGCAAGACGACACAGGUACCGCAGUACCUAGAGCAAGCAGGGUGGUGUCAAGAUGGCAAGGUCAUCGCUGUCACUCAACCUCGUCGUGUAGCUGCUACCACUGUUGCAAAGCGUGUUGCGGAUGAGAUGCGAUGUCCGCUAGGCCAGGAAGUAGGGUACAGUAUCCGCUUUGAGGAUGUUACGUCCGAAAAGACAAGGAUUAAGUUCCUGACCGAUGGCUUGCUCCUGCGAGAAGCUCUCGUUGAUCCACUCUUGAGCCGAUACAGCGUCAUCAUGGUCGAUGAAGCGCAUGAACGCAGUCUGAGCUCUGACAUUCUCUUAGGCGUAUUGAAGAAGAUCCGCAAACGGAGGCCAGAGCUGAGGAUUGUGGUCAGCUCCGCUACCUUGCAAGCGGAAGCGUUCCUGAACUUCUUCGCCGGAGGCGAUGUAGACGCUACGGAUGAACCUGGCGGAAGUGUAGCCCGUAUCGUCAGCAUCGAAGGCCGCGCUUUCCCGGUCGACAUACACUACCUCACCGAUCCGUGCGAAGACUACCUCCUCGGCGCGGUCGGGACCGUCUUCGACAUCCACAACACAGAACCCGAAGGUGACAUCCUCGUCUUCCUUACCGGCCGCGACGACAUCGAAACCGCCAUCGACACGAUCGCCAAGCGCAUACCCUCCCUUCCAGCGUCUGCCGCACAACUCCUCCCACUCCCUCUCUACGCGGGCCUAACCACAGACCAACAAAUGUACGUCUUCGAGCCCGCGCCUGACAACACUCGCAAAAUCAUCCUCGCCACCAAUAUCGCCGAAGCCAGCGUAACCAUCCAUGGCAUCGUCUACGUAAUUGACACUGGUUUCGUAAAACUUCGCGCUUACAACCCCACCACGGCCAUCGAAACUCUAACCACCACGCCCAUCUCCCAAGCCUCCGCCACGCAGCGCUCCGGUCGCGCGGGGCGCACGAAAGCGGGGAAAUGCUACCGUCUCUACACUGAGGCCGCUUACCAAAACCUCCCUGAAGUGACAGUGCCGGAGAUCCAGCGCAGUAACCUAGCCCCGACGAUCCUCCAACUGAAAGCACUGGGUAUAGACAAUAUCGCCCGUUUCGGCUUCCUGACCCCUCCGCCCGCCAACCUCAUCAUUCGCGCGCUUGAACUCCUCUACUCCCUCGGCGCGUUAGACGAUUACGCCAAACUAACGAAACCCCUCGGUACCCGCAUGGCGGAACUAGCACUCGAACCCAUGUUGGCGAAGUCCCUCCUCUCCGCCUUCGAAUUUGGGUGUCUAAGCGAGAUGCUGAGUAUAGCCGCCAUGACGAGUUUACAAGGAAAUGUGUGGUUUAGUCACGACGAGAAAAAAGCGGAAGAGAGCGCGAGGAGGAAGUUCGCGGUCGAGGAGGGCGAUCACUUGACCUUAUUGAACGUGUACCAGGCUUUUGUGACGAAGGGGAAGAAGGAGAGUCAGUGGUGUCAGCGGCAUUACCUCAACUACAAGAGCAUGUUGCGUGCAGUGACUAUCCGCAACCAGCUCCGUCGGUCUCUCGAACGCUUCGGUAUCGACGUCACGGAGUCUCUAUCAAGCAACACUUCCGUCCUUACAGCCGGCGGCCAACCAAUUCACGAACGUAUCCGCCGCUGUCUCACCGCCGGCUACUUCGCCCACGCCGCACGCAUGAUGCCGGACGGUACUUUUCGGACUGCGGACAGUGGGUUUGGCACAAAGGCCGGCAGCGGUGGGUUGGUCUUGUAUGCUCAUCCGAGUAGUUUGAUGUUCAAUCGGAAGGCGGAAUGGGUUGUUUUUGGCGAGGUGGUGGAGAUGGGGCGGGAGGGGAAGACGUUUAUCAGGGAUGUUACUAAGGUGGAGAAGGGGUGGUUGGGGGAGUAUGGAGGUGGGUAUUAUCGGGUAAAGAAUUGAGGGAGGUUCUAGGGUGGGGUAGGAUGUACGACGUUAUGGGUUUUCAGUGGACGGAGGGCAAUAAGUAAAGAGUCAAGACAUGAUGGCUGGUGAAGCUCGUAUCAGUGAACUCCAUUGUGGCGGUGUAUGGACGUUGUUGAGCUAUCCCGACAUUUGCUCUUGCUGCCACUCAGCUGCACCAACCACACUUUA